This is a messenger RNA of Oncorhynchus kisutch (coho salmon), 389 nucleotides long. Its product is annotated as sucrase-isomaltase, intestinal. The transcript is spliced from 2 exons. NCBI's taxonomy places the organism in Eukaryota, Metazoa, Chordata, Actinopteri, Salmoniformes, Salmonidae. The record is from RefSeq and is a predicted model, not a curated record. Gene Ontology annotation, biological process: carbohydrate metabolic process. Gene Ontology annotation, molecular function: alpha-1,4-glucosidase activity. Bases 57 to 374 code for a protein of 105 amino acids.
AUUCUCUAUCUGCUUCACUUCUCUCCCAGGAUAUCCAGUACACUGACAUUGACUAUAUGGAAGAUAAGAAGGACUUCACUUACGAUGAAGUCAACUUCAAAGGCCUCCCUCAGUUCGCUGAUUACCUGCACGAGAAGGGACAGAAAUACAUUCUUAUAUUGGACCCGGCAAUAGCCACCAGUAAGAGGAUCAACGGGCCGUAUGAGGCCUAUGACCGAGGAACACAGAAGAACGCUUGGGUCACUGAGGCUGAUGGGAAAACACCUCUAGUGGGAGAGGUAGGUGGGGAGGGAGGUGGUGGAGGUGGAGGUGGUGGUGAUGGUGAUGGUGAUGGUGAUGGUGAUGUGCAUGUGCAUGUGUCUGUGGGUGCUUGAGUGCGUGUGAGAGAG